Messenger RNA from Peromyscus californicus insignis, 813 nucleotides. RefSeq names its product PRAME family member 12-like. Lineage: Eukaryota; Metazoa; Chordata; Mammalia; Rodentia; Cricetidae. Gene Ontology annotation, cellular component: cytoplasm. The record is from RefSeq and is a predicted model, not a curated record. The transcript is spliced from 2 exons. The coding region runs from base 1 to 813 and encodes 270 amino acids.
AUGCUGGCAACAGGAAGAGACUGCCACACUGGGUGUGGUUUAAGCACCCUGACCAGCUUUGCUCCUUACCUGGGCCAAAUGAGAAAUCUUCCCAAGUUCCUUCUCUCUCAUAUCUGUGAGCCUGCCUCCAUUUCCCCAGAGGAAAAGAGGAAGUUGAUCAGUCAGUUUACUUCUCAGUUUCUCAACCUGGAGUGCCUCCAGGAGCUCUCCCUGGACUCCGUCUCCUUCCUCGAAGGUCAAAUGGACCAGGUGCUCAGGUGCCUGGAGGCCCCCUUGGAGACGGUCUCUAUCACCGACUGCCAGCUUUCGGAAUCAGACUUGAAGUCCCUGACCCAGUGUCCAGGCAUCCGUCAGCUCAAACAUCUGAACCUAAGUGGUGUCAUACCGACCAACAUGAAUCCUGAGCUCCUUCAAGUCCUACUAGAGAGAGUCGCAGCCACCCUGAAGACCCUGGACUUGGAGAACUGUAGGAUUGUGGACUCCCAGCUCAGUGUCUUUCUGCCUGCCCUGAGCAGCUGCUCCCAGCUCACCACAUUCAGCUACUUAAGAAAUCCCAUGUCAGUGGCUGUUCUGGAGCGCCUGCUCUGCCACACCGCUGGGCUGAGUUGCUUAAGCCUGGAGAUGUAUUCUACCCCCUGGGAGAUUUAUGGUGCCCAGGGUACUUCUCACCACAAGCAGCUAGAACAGCUCCGUGAGGAGCUGAGUAGGACAAUGAAGCCACUGAAACGCACCAAGACAGUGUGGUUUUCAGCAUCAUUCCCUGUCCACCUUGUGGCAACCAGGCCAUAUGAGUCAGAGCCCAAGCUGCACUAG